This is a messenger RNA of Phasianus colchicus (ring-necked pheasant), 6718 nucleotides long. NCBI's taxonomy places the organism in Eukaryota, Metazoa, Chordata, Aves, Galliformes, Phasianidae. The record is from RefSeq and is a predicted model, not a curated record.
UUGCCAUUAUUAACGGUGAUGUUUGUAGGGAUUUCUGCAGCUCUGGGGCACAGCAGUCCGUGCACAAGGCUCCAGCAGUGUCUUUCUGCUGCCUCCUUCUGCGCUGGGCUUGGCUGUGUGCAGGGCAGCAUGGCCCCACUGGGGUGCAGCGAAGUGCCCAGCAGGGUGGCACUGCGGAUGGAUGGUGACCUCUCCUCUCUCCCCCCAGUCAACCCAUGCUGCUAUUAUCCCUGCCAGCACCUAGGCGUGUGUGUGCGCGUCGGCCUGGAAGGCUACGAGUGUGACUGCACACGGACGGGGUACUUCGGGGCCAACUGCACCUCACCUGAGCUCUGGACACGCCUACGUGACCUGCUGAAGCCCAGUCCUGCCUUCUACCACUUUGUCCUCACCCACUUCAGGUGGUUCUGGGACAUCAUCAACAGCACAUUCAUCAGAGACACGCUGAUGAGGCUCGUGCUCACAGUUCGUGCCAACCUCAUCCCCAGCCCUCCCACCUUCAACUCCCAUUAUGGCUACAUCAGCUGGGAGGCCUACGCCAAUGUCACCUAUUACACCCGCAUCCUCCCGCCGGUGCCGGAGGAAUGCCCCACGCCCAUGGGGACCAAAGGGAAGAAGCAGCUCCCCGAUGCCCAGCUGCUGGCUCAGCGCUUCCUGCUGCGGCACAAAUUUGAAGCUGACCCCCGGGGCACCAACUUGAUGUUUGCCUUCUUCGCCCAGCAUUUCACCCACCAGUUCUUCAAGACCUCCGGAAAGAUGGGACGCGGUUUCACCAAGGCGCUGGGGCACGGGGUGGACCUGGGGCACCUGUAUGGAGACAACCUGCAGCGGCAGCACCAGCUGCGGCUCUUCCAAGAUGGGAAGCUCAAAUUCCAGGUGGUGAAGGGGGAGGUGUAUCCACCGUCUGUCACUGAGGUGCCGGUGCACAUGGUCUACCCUCCUGCCAUCCCCAAGGAGAAGCAGCUGGCAAUGGGGCAGGAGGUGUUUGGGCUGCUGCCGGGGCUCUGCAUGUAUGCCACGCUCUGGCUGCGUGAGCACAACCGCGUCUGUGACAUUCUGAAGCAGGAGCAUCCCACCUGGAGUGAUGAGCAGCUCUUCCAGACAGCGCGGCUCAUCCUCAUUGGGGAGACCAUCAAGAUUGUCAUUGAGGACUACGUCCAGCACCUCAGCGGGUAUUUCCUGAGCCUCAAGUUUGAUCCCGAGCUGCUGUUCGAGCAGCAGUUCCAGUACCGGAAUCGCAUUGCGGUGGAGUUCAACCAGCUCUACCACUGGCACGGGCUGAUGCCCGACUCCUUCACCAUCCGGGGACAGGAGUACAGCUACGAGCAGUUCCUCUACAACACCUCCAUGCUCAUGGACUAUGGUAUAGAAGCCCUGGUGGAGUCCUUUUCCAGGCAGGCUGCAGGAAGGAUCGGUGGGGGGCAAAACAUCAAUGCCAAUGUGUUGGGAGUGGCCGUUGGAGUCAUUGAGGAGUCGCGGCAGCUGAGGCUGCAGCCCUUCAAUGAGUACCGGAAGAGGUUUGGCCUGAAGCCCUACGUGUCCUUCCAGGAGCUCACAGGAGAGGAGGAGAAGGCAGCAGAGCUGGAGGAGCUGUAUGGAGACAUCGACGCUCUGGAGUUUUAUCCAGGAUUGCUGCUUGAGAAACCCCAACCCAACGGCAUCUUUGGGGAAAGCAUGGUGGAGAUUGGCGCUCCAUUUUCACUGAAGGGACUUCUUGGGAAUCCCAUCUGCUCCCCAGAGUACUGGAAGCCCAGUACCUUUGGCGGAGCAACCGGCUUCGAGAUCGUCAAGACAGCAUCACUGGAGAAACUCGUGUGCCUCAACGUGAAGAAAUGCCCGUAUGUGGCGUUCCGUGUGCCAGAUGCUGUGGCAGCAGGUGAGACCGACAGCAGCCGUGCAGGUGGAGCAUCAUCCACAGAGCUGUAGCAGCAGCACAGCCCACACAGGCAGUGCUGGGGCCGGUGCUCUGCUCAUCCCAUGUCAGCAGAGCAUCCUGCCCUGGGUGGGCUCCAGCUCUGCCCCACACCGGCAGGGAGAAGCUGGUGUUCACCUUGGGAAGAGCUCGAGUGCCUGAGGAGACCUCAGCAGACCUAAUCUUCCUACCAUUGCCUCGCACUAAGCCAGCUUGGGAGCUCACUUGGUAAAUCCCAGCGCCCCAGGAUGCUCCUGGCCUCUCUGCUCCUCUCCUUCAGCUCCCACUGCCCACUCCUGCUGUGGGGCAUCAUACUCCAGAGAACACACAGCUCACAGAGCCUUCCCGGCCUCACCGGGGAGAUGCGCUGCAGAUGCGCUGCAGGCCGUGCUCUCACCUGGUUCUCCACAGCAGCCUCUCUCUGCCCUCCAUCCUGCCUGGCACUGGACAAAGGGUGACCAUGCCAGCUGCCCGGCCCUGGGGAGCUCCCAAAGCCCUGUGUCCCCCCCUUGCACUGCUGUUCUGGCAUACAACAGGCUGCUCUGAGCUACCUCUGUGCACAUCACCCUAUAAAGACUCCCCCGCCUUCUGCUCACUGCACUUUCCUGCAUUAAUAGCUCAGUAAACAACAUUCCAAAGGCGCACCGCCUGCUUGACCUGCUUCACAGCACAUGCAGACAUAAGCCCUCACCAACAGCAUGACGUGAUCACUGGCAGCCAGGGCUGCUGGCCUCGGUCCCAGCCAGAUCCCAGAAAAUGGACCUCUAAAAUAAACAAUGUUAAAAACCACUCUCAUUUCCUCCAAGUUCUCAGGCUCUCGCAGUGCAGAGACAGGCCAAGGCAGGUGCCCGGGACUCAGGUGGAGCUGAGGAAGGCUCAGCAGCGGUCACACAGGGCACAGGGAUUUCCUGGGUCCCAGCCCUUGCUGCAGUUACCUUGCUGGAAGCACACUGUCAGACAGGGCAAAUGGCAUCCAGUGGGAGCAGCACACGGCCAAGGACUGCUGCCAUAUCCCCAGACAGCACCACGCACUGCGAUCCGUGCACCGUGCGCUUCCAGUGUCACAGUGGCAGAGCACGCCUGUGCCUUGCUGUGUGCAGGGCUCCAGCUCCAAGCAUCCUCGCUUUGGUUAGGCCACAAGUAUCCUGCUUUUGUUUGUGUCUAUCACAGCCAGCCAGCAUUGUUUGUUACCAGCUGAUAAGCGUGCUGGCCAUCGGGCACAUAGAGAGCUGUCUCAGUGCUCUGUGCCACCAAGGGGACGUUUCCCCAGGAAUAGCACAGCCCCAGCCCCUCCGUGCUCUUUGCUGGUCCUUCAGCCCUGUGUUCAGCAUCUCUGGGGAGUGCAGCAGUGUGUGCCUGCGGGCUGAUGUGCACAGGAGAGCACUGUGCUGUGCACACGGUGUGAGGAGCAGAAAGGACAACAUCUGCCUGUGUUCGUGUGACCUUUGGAGUAAUGAUUCACUGAGCACAAAAUUACCAAAGUGGACACUAGGAGGAAGAGAUCUGCUGCCUGCAGUGCUUUUAAUAGUAAUUCUCUUUUUGGUGUCCCUACAAAUAAACCCCCAGCACUCUGAAGGGGAUGUGAUGUGGCUGUAGCACCAGAACAGAUGGGCACAAGGAAAUGCACAGCCCAGCAGAGGAGCUGCUGCCUUCCUCCAGCUCCACGAGCAGACAUGGGACUAAACAGCUGCACCACCAGGCAGGAAAGCCAAAUUUACCUUGGCCACGUUUGUGCAUUUGUCCUGUGCUGGAGAAGCAGCAGAUAGAAAACAGGACACAGAAAGGACAGACUGCAAACACAGCGCAUGUAACAUGGCAGCAGAAGGAAGUGUUGCUCACCAAACCUUCACCACACAUUAACUUACUGUCCUAUUUCAGACACGCAAACCAGGCUAAGUAUCUGCAAACAUUUAAAAGCAAUAAAUAUCAACCUUGUUUUCCAGCACCAGUCACUUUCUUUCUGAGCCCUCUUGCUCUGUGGACCUAAUGGAUUUAAGAAAGUUUGUUUGGCUGUCACAACUGCAGCCAAAAAUGUUCAGACUUGAGCAAUGCCUGCACAAACUCUGCCAAGGCACAAGGAAGGGAACCGACCGCAGUCGCUUUGCUCCAGACUCCCAACCUUUCACAGUGCUUUUAUCUCAGAGCAAUUUCACCAGAUGCUCUAAAAAAAGCAGCAGGGUGCUGGUGAGAGGAAGGGGGGGGAGGAAAGAACAGGCAGAUCCCAAAGGACAGCUUGCAGGUACCUGCCCAGCACCCACCACCUCUAGGAGCUGCAGGGCGAGCUGCUGCCAGAGCACAGGGUGGGCACACCAACUCUUCCCCACUUUCAGCCAGUGUCUGACAGCUGAAUCUCAUCCUGAAUAUAAAUUACAGAGGACUUUUGGCCAAGAUAAGGCCUAGUGCAAGAGACAAACUAUCCAAGCAUACAACCCAUCACAGCUCCUAUCUCUACCACCUGCCUGCUGUGCCAGAGCCUUUCACAGCUCUGAAAAAUGCUGGAACAUCCCAUCAGGUUUCUGCCCAGAACAGUGCUUUGUGCUGUGCCAGAAAACCUAAGUGAAACAUCUUUGGCAACGUUAAAAGGCUUCCUUUAUUCAAAGUCGAGCAAUUUAGUAGGAAUGCAUCAAUAAAAGUGGAGUUCUGACGCUGACGAAACACAACAGCUUGGAGGGAAGGAGAGGCAUCUGCCUCAAACCCAAAUCCUGACCAGGCUCACGGCCAAACCAGAGUGAUUCAAAACUUUUAUUGUAGGUACGUGUUGAUACAAUUCCAUUUUAAUUUCCAUUCUCUAAUGCAUAUAUAUCAAUAAUGUGCAUAUAUAUAUGCAUAUACACUCCAGUUUUUAUCCGCAGGUUAGGACCUCAUUUAAAUUAAGAUAAAUAAAACAAACUUUACCACUUCAACUAAAACAUUUACAGGUACAGUGUUAGUAUGAGCUGAAGUUCUAAUUUGUAUUGAAUGGACAGUAAGAAAUUGAUAACAAACCUAUCCUAAAAUCUGUUCUACUUUGCUAUGCUGCUUUACAUGCAUUAAGAAUGCUGGGUUUUGGGGGCACAAAACCACUGGCUGGUUGGUUUGGAAGGAUUUAGCUUCAGGAACGGGCAAAAGCAAAAGCAGCACUCCAGCCCGCUUCUCAGCAGCACUAACACAUCUUCUGUUUACCCCUCUUUGCCCUUUUGCUCCUUCUUUUCUUUCAGAUCAAUGAUGAAUUGGAUUCAGGCUUCUCUCCUCCAUAUCUUUUCCCCCUGUUUUGCUACUGGCAAAACUAUCUGUCUUAUACAUACCUCAGCAGCAAAACCUCAUAACCAGGACUCAGUCACCUUGCUGCAGGCCAUCAGAUGGAGCAGCAGGAGAGGUUCUGAUCCCAUUACAGCUUUACAGCCUUGGGCCCCAAUCCCUGCUUGGUAUAAAUAAAACUUCAAAGUAACUCAGAGUCAGCUCUUUCCCCUUCAAACCAGGUUUUACUGUGGUGCUAACAUGUGCCUGUCUGCACUACUGACUUACUGAAUCUCAUCCUGAAUACAAAUCACAGUUAGUUUGACUUUUUUUGUGAAAUGCAGGAUACCCACACUGAGACUUCAUUUCAAGUAACCUGAAUCUCUUACCACAUUUUAAACUUUGGCUUUCUGCCAGUUUCCUUAAAACAGCUAAAAAUGCUCUUUCAGCUAUUUUUAAUUACAAAUUAUUUACCCAUCUACUUAUACUACUUUUAAAAAUAGUUUGAAUACAUACAACUAUAAAUGCUUAUCCUUGUCCUAAGAUCUAUUCUUACUAUAAACCUAGUGCUUACAAGGGAAUUUUUGCACUUCUCCCUGGUGCUCCGAAGUGCCUCACGCAAAACUUGCAACUAGAUGUAAUCAUUAAACAUAGCAUUACAUCAUAUUUACGUAAGGACAGCCUACUUUCCUCAAAAUUAAAUAACAAACACAAUAAAACAAACACAGUAAGUUAUGUGUGAGAAAGCAAGCAUAAUAUCCAAUUAAGUGUAGGAGAUGUAAUUCAGUAACAACGAAGUACAGAGUGCACACAUUCAGCAUGCUCGUUUGUACCACGUGCAGGGAGAUUACACCAUCAUCUGGCCAGCAAAGCCUUGGCUCUGCUCUGCAUCACUGGAGGUUUCCAUGCCUGCAUUCACUACACACUGCUAAUGGUUUCUAACGCUGCUUAUGUCACAGCUACGUCGUGCUAGACUUGCUGGAGGCAGGGUGAACUGUAAAUGCAGUGGAAACCCUGGAAAUUACUUCCCAAUGUUACUACCUAUAAAGUAAGUGGAGCACAAACAAAACAAACACACUUUAAUAACAAUAUAAUCACUAACAAACGAUAACGACAAACUUGCUGCGGAAGCGUAAUAUACAGCAUUCAGGAGCAGUAAUUAAUGAAAAGACAAAUGGGCUCAGUCAGCACUGCUUGGCUUUUAAUCUGUGUCCACAAGUGGGAAUCCUAAGUUUUCGGGGAAAGAGUCACCAGUGUCACUGUGCAACUUUUACAGCUACAAUGCUUUCACCUCAACUCCACAGCAUCUUCUCUGCCAGCGAACUCCGUGGAUGCACUGUACAAAAAACCCCAUGAUGCCAAAGAGGGAGGAAGAACAGGACAGUGGCAACGCUUCUGGUCCUGCCUAACACUGUGCAGAAACCACGUACUGAGCUUCAGACAAGGGAGCUCCCAUUCAGGAGCUUGUCUACCGGCUUAGGGCUCACCUCCCACACAGCCUUCCAGUCAUCUGUCAGGUCCAGGGAUUAUUAAUAUUCAAAAUGCAUUUGAAGACCCAGCUUAAGCAGGCAAUAUGCAGACAGACAGAGA